Ixodes scapularis (black-legged tick) is the source of this 1589-nucleotide messenger RNA. RefSeq names its product abscission/NoCut checkpoint regulator. Gene Ontology annotation, cellular component: cleavage furrow; midbody; centrosome. The record is from RefSeq and is a predicted model, not a curated record. Gene Ontology annotation, molecular function: metal ion binding; phosphatidylinositol-3-phosphate binding. Gene Ontology annotation, biological process: mitotic cytokinesis checkpoint signaling; abscission. NCBI's taxonomy places the organism in Eukaryota, Metazoa, Arthropoda, Arachnida, Ixodida, Ixodidae.
UCUGUAGAAUCGUUGAAAUCGAAUAACCGAGUGCACCUUCCAUACUCCGUGAAUCACCUGUUUUGAUUUUGGUGUCAUUUCGAUUCGCGCGCCUACACUACCGCUACAUCGCCUCACAAAUGUCAUGCACGGGUUGUAGUACCAAGUUCGGGCUCCUCACGAGAGAGCAUUCCUGUCCAAAUUGCCAGUUCUCCCACUGUGCAAGGUGCCUCAACUCUGCCAUUCUGGUCCCAAGGCUGCACAAGGAGAAGAAAGUCUGCAGGAAGUGCUUCGAGGCCCUCAGCAAAGUUGGUGGACACAGACCUGACGAGUCUCAGGAGCCCCCAGCGGCACUGCAGAAGCGUCUGGACGCCCUGAUGCACAAGCCGAACAACGGCGGGUCUGCGGCACCCAAGUCGGGGCCGGAGGUGGAGGAGAUCGAGCACAGGCUACGCAAGCUUCGGCAGGACAGUAGAGAGGUCAUACCAAUCCAUGCCGACAUUGAGGACAGACUGGCGAAACUGAAAGGGGUCGACGUCUCCUACUAUCGGCAGGCCCCCAUUACGGUGUACAAGGACAACCGUACAGAUGCCGAGAAGGCAAGCGACCUCUUCAAGCAGACCAUGGGACUGGUGGCCAUGGACAUCCGUCGGACCAACGUGAUCAAGGCCAGUGUGGAUGAGAUGGAGAACCGCCUGGCACGGUUGCGCAGCACCGAGAAGGACCCUCCCGGAGAGGAUGAGGCAGAACCGCCGAGCGAACCAGCGAAGAGGGGCGACACGACAGACGACGAGGCGAAACUUGUCCAGUUAAGCCAGCCGGAGGCACCCGAAGAAGAGGUUCCCGUAGACGAGGUGGCGCGGCUGAUCGGUCAGGAGUUGAAGGCCGCCACGGAGGCAGCGAAGGCGGGCCUCGCAGACCUCCAGAAGGAUGAGGAACUCAUGGUGCAGCUGCGGGCGAUGGAGACCAAGAAAUCAGCAACCUCGAAAGGAGCAGAAGAGGAGGGCGAAGAGUCGGAUGACAGCGGGGCGGCCGCAGACAUUGUUGCCCAGAUCCUCGAAGAGAGCAGACUGGAGGAGCUUGAGGUAGAAGAGGAGCUUGGGCUGCCAAAGCCAGGCGAGGGCUCGCCGGAGGACAAAGAACUUCCCUGGUGCGUCAUCUGCAACAAGGAUGCUGUCCUACGAUGCCACGGCUGUUCGGACGACCUCUACUGUCAGUGGUGCUACAGAGAAUUUCACGACACCGAGCCGCACAGGACCAGCGCCUUCAAAAUGAACCUUCGAGCCUCGAGCGAGCUUAUGCAGUGAAAGUCUGCACAUUGAAGCAAUGUUCCAAAAGAAUUUUGUUGUCAGCUGUGUUUCCUGUUGUAAGGAGGAAUUAUUUAGAACCGAAAUGCUCUACGUGCUUCCCACGCUUCACCACGCAUGUUGUGUGCAGUGUUGGCAAAGGUACAUAGGUCUGCUGCGGAACAUGCCUUUUCUGCACAAGCAUGCGCCCAAGGCAAGCAUUAUGUCAUACCACGUGCUCAUGCUUUCCGAAAUGCUGUACAUGUCUUGAGGGGAAGUAUAACAAGCACUUCUAAAGGACGCGUUUUUAUAAAUAUGUAUUAA